This is a messenger RNA of Schistocerca piceifrons (Central American locust), 4172 nucleotides long. RefSeq names its product ADP-ribosylation factor-like protein 4C (gene Arl4). Gene Ontology annotation, molecular function: GTPase activity; GTP binding. The transcript has 2 exons. NCBI's taxonomy places the organism in Eukaryota, Metazoa, Arthropoda, Insecta, Orthoptera, Acrididae. The coding region runs from base 847 to 1455 and encodes 202 amino acids. The record is from RefSeq and is a predicted model, not a curated record. Gene Ontology annotation, cellular component: cytoplasm. Gene Ontology annotation, biological process: vesicle-mediated transport; intracellular protein transport.
UGUUUAUCGCCACAACGUAAAGAGCUCAGUCGGUGAGCAGUGUGUGUGGUGGGCGGACGUAGAGAGGUUGAAGUUUGGCAGUGCUUGCGAGAUCUGUGUAGCGACAGAGUUCCUCGGCGAACUGUCGUGUGUUGGUAGCAGUCUUCUGGCUGGAGAAGAGGCUUUUCCGACGCAGGUCUGUCAGCACACAGGUGGCAGGCGCACCAGCUGGGAGGAGGGGGCGGAGAAAGGUAGCAGAGAGCCGAUCGCAGGAGCCUGGUUUUAAGACAGCGGGAACCGGUUUGGCGGCUGCCCAAUCAUCGCGCGCUGCACUCGAAGCACAACCGGCCGCCGCGACAGAUGACUUAUAACGGCGAAGGAUGCACCAGCCGCGACUCCGCAAGUGGGUCAGUUAGCAGAAGCGAAUAGCCGAGAGGAGAGGCGGGAUAAAGUGGACCUGUCCCGGUUAGUGGAAUAGCUGCGCGCGCGCCGGCGGCGAACAGCGAAGCAAAGGCGGUCGCGGAGAGAGCCUUCGAGGCGCGCCGCUAGUUGCCCAUUCGCCGAGGUCGGCGGCUGCUUGUUAUUGUGUCGUGUUAAGUGCGUGGCAGCGCCGGCGGGAGGUGCCAAGUGUUUACCUUCGCCGGCCACGUAACUCUCUGCGUAGUUGGCAGAAGCUGUGUCGGAGUGGACAGCGGUGUUUCUGUCGAGUGUGUUCCGGAGGAGCUGACAAUGUGAUGCGGUGAACGGGCGUCCGCGCAAAGUGUUGGUGGUUAUGUCGCCGGGCGUGCAGAGAUAAGUGCCAUGUGCGGCGGUGCUGCCGGAUAACUUCCGUGGUGCGUAUCGCCAGCGCAGGCGGUGUCAAGGAAUAUGGGGGCCAACAUGGGCAAGAACUCAUCCCUUUUGGACGCCCUGCCCUCGACGCAGGGCACGUUGCACGUCGUAAUGCUGGGAUUGGACAGCGCGGGCAAGACGACGGCGUUGUACCGAUUAAAGUUCGACCAGUACCUGAACACGGUGCCGACGAUCGGCUUUAACUGCGAGAAGGUGAAGGGCACGACGGGGCGCGCCAAGGGCGUCAGCUUCCUCGUGUGGGACGUGGGCGGCCAGGAGAAGCUGCGCCCGCUCUGGCGCAGCUACACGCGCUGCACCGACGGCAUCGUCUUCGUGCUCGACUCGGUCGACGUCGAGCGCCUCGAGGAGGCAAAGAUGGAGCUGGCGCGCACGGCCAAGGCGCCAGACAACGCUGGAGUGCCCGUGCUAGUGCUGGCCAACAAGCAGGACCUGCCGGGCGCGCGAGAACCGCGCGAGAUCGAGAAGCUGCUCGGCCUGCACGAGCUGGCCGCCUCCACGUCGUGGCACGUGCAGCCCGCGUGCGCCAUCACCGGCGAGGGCCUGCACGAGGGCAUGGAGGCGCUCUACGAGAUGAUCCUCAAGCGCCGCAAGCUCGCCAAGCAGGCCAAGACGCGCAAGAGAUAGGAAGACUGCCGUGCCGACCGCCAUUCACGUUUCCCCCGUGCCCACCCCACCCCUCCCCGUCCCUGUUUGCUAGCGUUAUUACUGUUCUCCCUCUGUCCUUCGCACUUGUUAUCCCGUUCCUCCUUCGUGAGACGCUUAGUAAACGGUUGCCACCCCCCACGCUGAAAGGUGCGCGUAAUUCAUUGUAUAGUCGACAAUGGUCACAAGUCCCAUACUUAAACUGUCAUGAGUAGUCCAUCUCAUAUGCACGCAUUGAUAACACUUCUUGUGAGAAUUUGAGCCACUUGCUUGUACUGCCCCAACACACUGUUUUACAACUCCCAAACAAGUUGUGAUUAAUAAACAGGUACAUAGAUAAAAAUCAAAAACACACUAAUAAGCAUGUGCCUGAACUGAAUGUGCUUCAAUCUAUUUAUUGGUGUCAAAUUUCUGCCUCAGUUUCUUUUUUCUGCCUUGAGUGUGCUAUUUAUCAGCAUUACACUUGGGCCUAAACAAAACGGCUCAUAUGUUCCUAGGAAAACAGCUGCAAAUUAUUCAUAUGUUGUGUUUAUUACAUCAGUGCAACAAAUUGAUCUGUUCUGUGUAAAUUUGCAAACGAAACAUUGAGGUUAGUUUCAGUGCAGUAAUUGCCACAGAAUGUUUUAUGACUUUCAAUGACUGUAUGCCUCUAUAUAAUUUCAUUGUAGAGGCACUUAUAACUGGAAUCUCUUAGCACAGACUGAUUCUGUCUCAACAUUUUGCACUGCUUCAUUUCUGGAACUGAUUCAUAGUUAAGUACCAAACAGCUUGCUCAAACUUACCCCAUAUGUCAGUGUGAAGUGGCUCAGAACUUUUGUCCAGUUUGUGUUUAAAUAAAAUGGUGACAGUUGCUUAUUGCUAUGCAUCAUUUUGUGUUUGUGUGGAAGUGUUCUUAUUUGCAGAUAGAGGGCUGUAGUACAGAUGAGUCACUUGGCAGUUACAACCUAUCUAGUGUCACCGGUAAAUAAGGAAAAUGCAGAAUGUAGUGUUAUGUAAAUACAAAUAGUUCAGCUCAUCUUUCAAUGUUGGGAGCAGCAUGAAAUAUUUUAAGUGUGGCAGUGGCUCAAAAAAGUUAUCAGGAUAUCUUAGUCAGUACCCUUGUACAUAGUCUGUAAAUUCAGUGGGAGUGGCAGCCAAAUUGUGAGAAAAGUACUGAAAUUUGUAUUUAUGGUAUGCAUGUUGCAUAGUGGAAAACAAGUUUUCGUUAUCAGCUCACUGCUUGGCAGUACAAAAUGAGCAAUAGAGCUAUACAUAUAAAUAGAUAAUUAUUGAUAAUAUACUGUGUUAAAUGAGUACAUAAUUUGUUCCUAUUUUCUGGAAUUUGUUGCUUACCAACAGGAGGCAACUGGGUCCUCUGUUAUUAGGGUUGCCAAGUUUUCAUUUGCCAAUUAAUUUCUCCCAAGUAGAAUAUGGUCUAUAAAUUGGUGCUCCACAAUUGAUUUCAAAAUUACCUGUUUUCAGGAGAUACUUCUAGAGAUACAAAAUUUGAUACUUAAUAUGCAGUUGAAAUGUGGCUGAAAAAGAGGUGACAAUAGAUAAGCACAAAUGAAAUUUAAUUUCAAUAAAAGAAUGUUUAGUCAUGCAGCAAAAUUUACAUUGUGCCUUUAGGGAGAGAUCUAUUCUCAGAAGUAACAAAUUUUAUAUUUCAGCUAAUCAAAAUACAAACAUCAUUAUUGUAGAAAUUUUGAGCUGCUUUAGAAAUAAUUCAUACUAAACUCUCUCAAUUCUUAUGGCAACUCUGUUGUAAAAGACUUAACUUUUAAAUGUAACUUCUAAUUAUAAUUUUUGAACUGGUUUCCCAUGUCUGUAAAUGAUGAAUGUUUUGUGUUUCAGUACAGAAAUACUCAAAUAUGUUGAGAGUAUGUUGUGUACAUCGGUGUUAUAUUAUUGAAUGAAUGUGUGUGUAUGGUGUUAAUGAUUAUUCACAUAGCUACUGAAACCAAAGGUGCUUUCAUUCAAACUAUACUUUUGUGUAAAUGCAAGACAUUGUUCACAUGUUUGCUUAAGUACACACAAAAUUUUAUAAACCUGUCUGUUUUGCUUACCACUCAGGUAUUAAAAAUCAACAUUACACAAUCCUGAAAUUGUUCAAUAUUUCUCAUUGGGUGCAUUUUAUAUGGACUGUUUUUGUUGUAUAAAUCUUCAGAAGGCAUCAAUGAGUGCCUGUGUUUGGAAAGUGUCUAAGUUUAUACAUGAUGAAAUGUCAUGAAAAGGAAAAUUGUGCAUAAGCAUAAGCACACUGCUUUCAAUAGUAUUAUGCUUAUGUACAGUUUAGAUGGAUCACAUUCUCUGAAAAAAUGAGUUUUCCAUGAAGAGUGGGAAUCUCAAAUGUAAGAAUUUCUUUUGUAUAUUUGCAAUACUUGUGCGACAUAAAAUAGGCAUCAGAUGUACUGGGCCAAAUGCUUGGUAGUGUGUACAUAUCAAAACUUCAGAACUGUACAGUUUUGCAUUACUUAAUUUACAGAAUUUUCAACUUUCCAAUGAUGUGAUUCAUUUAGUUUUUUCCUUGUGAUUUGCUCACAAUUAUGCAAAGAAAAGAACUGCAUUCUAAAAGAAUCAGCUUUUAUAAUGGAAGCAAAAUGUUUUGUAAAAAGGUGAUUUUUUAUUUACUAAAAAGCCAAAGAAAUAUAUUUAUAAUUUUGCUGUAAAAUGGUGCGUGAUGAUGAAUGUGCAAUUUUUUAAACUGUAAAGUCAUAGAC